CGUAUUAGAUAUAGGUCAUGUUUUUGAGCUAUCUUAUCUGCUCGUGCACUGUCUGCCAGCAACAUAGGAGUGUUAAUAUUCUAUUUGAACGACUGAAGUGCCCAUGAAACGACACAGUUGUAGUAAACGGAGAGGAGCGCUCGUCAGAACAACAUGAAAAGCGAGGAGACAUCAGAGAGCCAUGUGAAGGUGAUGGGGGUGGAACUUGCUCCCAUCCGCAUCCCAUUUCACAGACGUCUAGAAACUCUGGCUGUCUUGCAGUGGGAACUGACAUUCCUUCUCUCAUUAAUCAUCGUCAUCGUGACGUCCAUUUACCUCCUCUUCACUAAGUACUACCCUCUGGUUAUUCUUGCAUAUCUGUGGGCCUACUAUGAUCGCAAAACGCCUCGUAGAGGGGGGCGCCGAUGUGAAUGGAUCCGUCACUGGAGGGUGUGGGUUCAUAUGAGGAAUUUCUUCCCGGUUCACCUGAUCAAGACGGCAGAUUUGGAUCCUGGAAAGAACCACCUGCUUGGCUUCCAUCCUCACGGCAUCAUGAGCAUGGGAGCAUUUGUCAACUUUUGCACGGAGGCUAAUGAGUUUGCCAAGAAGUUUCCGGGAAUUAAGCCAUUUUUGUUAACCCUGAGUGGAUGGUUUAGGUUUCCCUUGGCAAGGGAUUACAUCAUGAUGGCAGGAGUAUGUGAUGUAAGCAGGGAGAGUCUUGAUUGGUUGCUAGGGCAAUCUGGCCCUGGUAACGCUGUCGUCAUCGUAGUGGGUGGAGUCAAGGAGGUUUUGGAAGCUCAGCCUCAUAGACACGUGAUUUACUUAAGCAAGCGGAAAGGCUUUGUUCGCAAAGCCCUUAAACAUGGGGCAAGCCUGGUACCAGUGUACUCCUUUGGUGAAACAAAUGUCUACGAGCAGAUUCCUAACCCGGAAGGUUCAUUUCUGAGAAAACUACAGGCUCUGCUGACCAAAGUUGUAGGUAUUCCUCCUUCACUUUUCCAUGGUCGAGGGAUCUUCAACUACAACUUGGGUUUCUUACCUUACCGGCAACCCAUAUUUACUGUGGUGGGUAAGCCCAUUCCCUUGGACAAGAAUCCCAACCCAACACAGGAAGAGAUUGACAAAGUACACGCUGAAUACAUUGCAUCAUUGGUGGCACUGUUUGAUGAGCAUAAGACCAAGUAUGGCAUUGAGGAAGAGGAGACAUUGAAAGUGAUUUAGAGAAUGAGACCAACCAACAGCCUGGGACAUCACGAGUUUGACCCAUUGACCCCACCAAGUUAGCCUGUGUCUAAAAGUAAUGGCUGCGACCGGAAUUAAUUCACACAUAACGAGAUCCACUGGCUUGUGGCUGCACAAACUUCCCAUUGAUUUGUGUUCAACUGACAGCCACGGUUAGGUGUUCUGGACAUGACUUAAAAAAACACACAAACAACAAAAUUUUUUGUAUUAAUUAAAUCCCUUUUUAUAACAAUUUUUUAAGUUGACCUUUUGAUUUUUCUAAAGUCCCAAUGUCUGCACAUUUACUUAAUGGCAAUGGUUAACGUCAUCUGGUCAGUGUAUAUUUGCUUGCAUCUUGACGUCAGAACAUACAUAGUUGGACCACCAUGAUAGUGAGAACAUUUCAGCGCUUUGCCCUUGACCAAGUGUUUUCAUAUUUCACAGAUAUUAAGACUUAAUUUAUAAGCAAAAUGACACACAGUCACAAGUGAAAUGUGUACAUACGUUUCAAAGAUUAAAAUGUGAAAUCUUUUUCAGGUGUUACAUAUCAGAACAAUGUAAAUUCUCAAAGGUCUUUAUCAUUGUGCAUGAGCUACUUAAUUGAGGUAAUAAAUUACCAAAUUUUAGAUUGGUUUACUGAAAUAAGAUGAAAAUACAUGUAAAGAGACAUUGUCUAAGCUGAAGAGGAUGCACAGUUUGCUGAAAAGUUUUAACUUUUAUAGUUUGUGCAUAUCCUUAUAUUGAGGCAAGCUUAUGUCUAUUUUGCUGAUAUCACCAAACAUGCUACUAUACUGCUCUCUAAUUAAUACAACUGCGUUUUUCGAAAAUGCCAGUUUCAAAUUAAAGUUAAUAACAUACAUGAUAUUUGAUUCUGCUCAUGCAAUCUGUUAUCGAUUCCUGUUUAAUUUUUGUCAUUGAUUUAUAUUUUGCAAGUGUUUUAUAAUAAUUCUAAAAUAAUUGUAAAUCUAUUGAUCUUAUAAGAUCACUACUUAAUUUCUAUUUUACUGUCUGAUAAUCACAGUUUGUUUGUAAUUAGUGAGGUAGGUUAAUGCAAAAUCUGAUAAGGCUUUCAUUUAAGUUUGAACAGGACUGUAGUGUCUACUACUUUCAGUAAAGUGUACUACAGAUAUGAGAAAUCAAAGCAUAGUAUACUUGAAAAAGUCCAGUUUUCAGAGAAAAACUUUUUCCUUGCAAAAAUUAAUUCCACGCUUUCAUGUUUUGUUUGCAUGGUAUGUCUCGUGUAGCUUGGUUUAGCUCUGCUAGCAUAAGUUCGGGGUAUAAACUAAUCCAGUUAGACGCCAUAGUGAAGUGGCACCGCACUCACACGCACAUUCUGCAGCUUGACGCGCACGUGCAUUUGGCAAUCACGACACCCUGUUGGUCGAAGCGGCAUGUAACGUGCGCGUACCACCUGUCCACGAGCGUUGUGCCGCCGCAGUAAUGGCUUCUAAUUCUGGUGGUCGAAUUUACUACAGGCCCUAUUUGUUUCUGUUUCUUUGUGCUGUUUACUUACACUGCUAGCUUGCCUGUUAAAACUUUAAAAUUGUAUGCAGCAUGAAUUGAAUGAAUGAAUUGGUGGAUGCAAUAAACUAAAGCCAAAAAGAAA
Acanthaster planci (crown-of-thorns starfish) is the source of this 2806-nucleotide messenger RNA. Its product is annotated as 2-acylglycerol O-acyltransferase 2-A-like. Gene Ontology annotation, cellular component: endoplasmic reticulum membrane. The record is from RefSeq and is a predicted model, not a curated record. Gene Ontology annotation, molecular function: diacylglycerol O-acyltransferase activity. NCBI's taxonomy places the organism in Eukaryota, Metazoa, Echinodermata, Asteroidea, Valvatida, Acanthasteridae. Gene Ontology annotation, biological process: triglyceride biosynthetic process.